Molecule: messenger RNA, 1183 nt
Organism: Lactuca saligna
Lineage: Eukaryota; Viridiplantae; Streptophyta; Magnoliopsida; Asterales; Asteraceae
Source: the annotation of a GenBank genome assembly
AUGGGGGAUGAGAUCCUUCAUCGAGGCCGAUGGUGUUAUGAAAUUGAACAAACACUCGAGGAUAGGGAGAGACAUCCUAUUCAUCAUAGGGAGAAACAUCCUCUUUAUCCUAUUGAAAUCGAUGACGUGUCAGCAGAUACAAAAGAUAAAGACGAGAUUCUGGAAAGCGAAUUUUUCGACACCCGACAAGCUUUUCUGAGCCUGUGCCAAGGAAACCAUUACCAAUACGACACCCUUCGUCGUGCAAAACAUUCCUCAAUGAUGGUGUUAUACCAUCUUCACAAUCCAACCGCUCCUGCAUUCGUAAUGACAUGCAACCGAUGUCAUAACGACAUUGAAACAGGUCAAGGUUGGCGCUGUGAGAUUUGCCCCGAAUUUGACGUCUGCAAUGCUUGCUAUUACAAAGAUGGAGGUGUCGAUCAUCCUCAUAAGUUGACAACUCAUCCAUCCAUUGCUGAACGUGAUGCACAAAAUAAAGAAGCCCGACAACUACGAGUUGUUCAGCUUAGGAAAAUGCUUGAUCUGCUUGUACAUGCGUCUCAGUGUCGGUCUCCGCUUUGUCAGUACCCCGAAUUGUCGGAAGGUGAAGGGACUUUUCCGACAUGGGAUACAGUGCAAAAAUCUCAAUGUCAUGUACCCCGCUGCAGAGAUCUGAAGGAACAUUUGAGAAGACUGCAACAACAGUCUGAUAGCCGGCGGAGGGCCGCUGUAAUGGAGAUGAUGAGGCAGCGUGCGGCCGAAGUUGCUGAUGGCAGCUGAGGAGGGUAAACUUGUAAAUAUAUAUAUAUAUUAAUUAAAAAAAAAUGCUUAUCAGCAGGCAAGGAGGCAAGGCAUCUCGCUUGUUUUCCAACUCCCAAGUGCAAGUUGUAUGUAUCAUAUUGUGAUCUGAACAAUUUUGAAGUCUAUUUGAUGAACCAAAUGAAAAAGUUGACUGAGAGAGCUUUUAAAAGCAUAGUAUAGGCAUGCAUCGCAUAGGAACAAACAAGAUAAUGAUGAAAAUGAAAUGGUCCCCAUUCCCUUCCCUUUGUUCAUUGUUGUACUUGUACACUCACUUGUACUUAUUGAUUUGAAACAAUUGUUGUAGAUGUUUAAAGCUGAAAAGGAAUCAACGGACACUACAUGACGUGUCAUGGUGUGGUGCUAAUACAUUAUUACAUUUUCUCGACAUUUUAUGAUUAUAUUU